AUGGCGGCUCACGGGCGGCUGUGUUUACGUUUUGCUGUUUCAUUUUUGUUUUAUUGUAGUCUUAGGUGUUAUGCGGGGUUUCCUGGAAGGCCACAGUCUUCGGAAAUUGAUACAGUCCAUCUGAUUUUCAUGACGCAUUUAGAUGUAGGUUAUGAUGGUGUAACACAGACAGGGUUCAUCAACAAUAUAUUAAACACCUACUUCCAUGAGUACUUUCCUCGAGCCAUCAACCUGUCCCAGCAGUUGCGAACAGAGGAGUAUGUGGAGGGAUUUGUGUACACGACUCAUCCUUGGUUGGUCAGUCUCUUCCUUGACUGUCCUCAAAAUUUUGUUCUUAACAACAUUACUCUAAAGUGUCCAAAUGAAACUCAAGUGGAACAAUUUAAGUCUGCUGUUGAUCGAGGCGACAUCACAUGGCACGCAGGACCAAUGAACAUGCAACCAGAAAAUAUCAAUAAAAUUCUUUUUGAUUUGAGUCUUAACAUCAGUUCUGAUUUGGAUGCAUUGUUCUACAUAAAAAGGAAAUUUCCUACCCUUAGUCAGCGUGAUGUUCCUGGACUGACACAGGCAGUCAUUCCAAGUCUCGUGCAGAAAGGUGUGAUAGCUGUUUCUGUGGGAGUAAACCCAGGCACCAGUCCACCAGCGGUACCAAAGCUCUUUCUUUGGAAAUUUGAGGAAAGUGCUGUCCUUGCCACUUGGCAUGCAGGUGGCUAUCCCUUGGGACCAGGGAGCAGCCCUGCCAAGCCUGGGGGACUAUCAAGGAAAGACUGUGUGACAGUGAAAGGUUUCAAUCAUGCAUUGUGUUAUGCCUUUAUACAGGAUAAUGGAGGACCUCCUAAGAGUAUCCAAGAUAUUUUGAACUAUUAUGAAAUCAUGAGAAAAGAAUUUCCUGGUGCUAAAAUCAAGGCUUCCACAUUUGAUGAAUUCUUUGAAGCUGUUCAGCCAAUCAAAAACCAGCUCCCUGUAAUCAGCAAAGAAGUAGGGGACACCUGGAUACAGGGGAUUGCAUCUGACCCAAACAAAAUGGCCAAAUAUAGAGCCUUUACCAAAUCUCUAAGUAGCUGCUUUAUGACAGAUCAGUGUGAUUACAAUGAUAAGAGGAUCAAGGAUGCCAUCCGUUUCAUCAUCAAACCUCCAGAACACACAUGGGGCCUGCCAGGAGUAGGAGAUAACGUCAACUGGUCAAACCCAUUGUUUCUUAAGGCUCGAAAUGGUAAAAACUUUCUUGACUGUGAAAAUGCCUGGUUGGAGCAGAGACAAUUUAUUGAUAUUGCCCUGGAAAGGGUCAAAGGUCACCCUUUAUCCUAUAUAGCUGAGAAUGAGAUACAACAACUGACUCCAGAGGAACCUGAUUUGACAGAUUAUGAUGCUGUGGAGGAUGUUGCACAAGUAUUUAGCUGCGAAGAUGGUGUACAGAUACAAUUCUCCAAAACAGGUGCCAUCAACAGGCUUUAUGAUCCUUAUAAUAAGAUAGACUGGGCAAGUGGAACGGACACUUUUGGAGAGAUACGUUAUUAUACCUACAAUGAGACAGAUUUCAACAACAUGGCAUCUCAGUAUAAUUACUAUGGGGGCGCUGGAUACGACAAACCCAACUCCACGUCCAACGCUCAUCCAGACUCUCGCCAGUGGUUCACAAGACUCAUUACAAUCUACAAGUCACAUAAAUCAGCUCCUGCCUGUGACAUACUCCUGAAGAUUGAAAUGUCCAACAUUGUGGCCACUAAACGCUACGGAGCUCCACCUUUAUUCUGGUUACAUUAUAUCUCGAAGAAAAUGGCUAACAACUAUGGAGGGUUUGAUGUCACACUUCAGUGGUUUCAGAAACCACCUACUCGUCUUGCUGAAGCUAUCAUGUACCACUUUGCCCCACGAUCCCCUGGAGGAGAGACCUCUGAAUCACAGUUCAAAUGGCAUGUGUCAAAAGUGGGUCACCUUGUUGAUCCUGGAAAUGUUGUACUGAAUGGUAGUCAGUAUGUUCAUGCAGUGGACAAUGGCGUGUACUUCACCAAAAUUAAUGGAAAUGGUCUACAGUUUCAUACCUAUGAUGUGCCACUUGUUUCUAUAGCAACAAAGUUCCAUCCACCAUCCCCUUUCCCAGUUCCAUUAAAACCAAUUGCUCAAAGUGAUGUGACAGGUGUGUCAUUCAAUUUGUACAACAAUAUUUGGAACACAAACUACAUUAUGUGGUAUCCAUAUUUACCCACGGAUCAGAACUUCAAAGCACGCUUCCAGCUAAAAUUGUAUUGUACCUAGAGCACCUGUGGCAGUGAACAGACUGAUGAUAUCUGGACUUCUGUUUAAUGUUCCCAUCACUGAUCAAAUGGGAAAUACUCAAGAUAUUGAAAUAUAUAUACUAAGGUAUUGUUAACAGUUAAACAUUUGAAUGUUUGUACCAAUGGUCUAUUUUAAGAUUUCUUUUCGUUUUGAUACAUCUCAAUAUCUCAGCGUUAUUUUCAUGUGUGCAAGUGUUUGUAUAAUUUUGACACAUAAUACUAAAUUUUUGUUUUUUAAAAUUACAGUUCAUUACCAAUAUUUAUUGAUGUACAUGUAUACUCAAAUGUCAAUUAACAUUUCAUGUCUUAAAAUCACUGCUACUUUAACUUGAUAAUCUAGUCACUAAAAUUUAUCCUUGUAUUUUCUCCUCCUAUUUCAACACCACAGAUAUAUAACAACAACUGAUUUCAGUUCUUUAUCAUUUUCUAGAUCAGUUGUCACUGUUGGUUUUACUUUUACUUUCAUUAUAACAAUUACCGCACUCAAAAAAAAACAUAUCUCAGGGACUUUUAAAUGUGUUAAAAGAAUAUUUUAUAUUAAUAUACUGUACAUAGAAUUUUCAGUUGUGAUUAAUAUAUUUAACUAGAAUUUUCAGUGAUACGAUUUCCGAUCAAGACCAUCAGUACUAACAUUAUAAAAUUAAGCUUCAGUAGCAUGGGAUGAUAGUGGUCUAGUCUGAUUUGUAAUGCAUAUGUGCAUAAUAUCUUAGUUCAACUUCAAAAUAUAACUUUAAAAUUUUGAAUUUUAUACUUAUGUAUUUUGUGAUAUUUUUUGCAGUAAUAUAUAUUUAUAUUAAAAUAAAGAAACCUUUCUGAUGUG
This is a messenger RNA of Ylistrum balloti, 3096 nucleotides long. RefSeq lists its product as uncharacterized. The transcript is spliced from 14 exons. The record is from RefSeq and is a predicted model, not a curated record. Lineage: Eukaryota; Metazoa; Mollusca; Bivalvia; Pectinida; Pectinidae. The coding region runs from base 1 to 2256 and encodes 751 amino acids.